Messenger RNA from Drosophila innubila, 773 nucleotides. Its product is annotated as transmembrane inner ear expressed protein. The record is from RefSeq and is a predicted model, not a curated record. The transcript is spliced from 3 exons. Bases 209 to 574 code for a protein of 121 amino acids. Lineage: Eukaryota; Metazoa; Arthropoda; Insecta; Diptera; Drosophilidae.
UACAGGGUGCGUUCCUAGAACAACAGCAUUGCUCAUUUGUAUACGGCUUUAGCACCCAGUAUAGCCAAUUCAUAUUGAGGGUGACCGAUGUUCUUGGUCAAAUGAACAGUCUAAAUUGGCCAGGCAAAGCAGCCAGACGUUUAAGUGCGCUGGAAGAGUUUUGUAUCAGUUUAAAAGAAACUUGUCUAAUUGUAUUACCUGCGUUAAAAUGGACGACGAUACAAAUAUCUUUGACAUAGAUCCCAAGGAAGCUUGGCUGGAGAAGAUAACAAUCGGUGGAUUUCGUCGCUGGCAUAUUAUAGCCUCCGUUCUGGGCAUAUUGAUGAGUAUUAUGAUUAUGGUCUGUUGCUGUAUACGUUUUCGCAUACCGCGCACUAAACAGGAAAUCGAAGCGGAUUAUCAACGCAAGCAAAUUACCAAAAAAUUUCGCGAAAAGCUGCAACAGAUUAAGAACUCUGAAAUGGAUGAUAUGGAUCUGCAAAAAGUCUGUGUACGGAUUCAGAGCGAUUAUUUAAACCUGCAGGCGAGCGUGGAGAGCAUGAACGAGAAGCAGAAUGUUAAAUUUAAGAUAUAAAAGCCCGUAUCGAGUAGGCCAGAAAACGUUCUGGUAGGUCCAAACUUCAUAAUAAAAAAACGAUGCCGUAAAAAGUAGAAUUUGACAACCAUUCCAUAUAAAACUUUCGGCCGACGGAAGUUUCUGGUCUACUCGAUUCCGGCCUUAAAAUUACAUACUUAUAAUAAUAAAAAACUCUAAGGCCAGUGUACAAAUUUGA